Phoenix dactylifera (date palm) is the source of this 679-nucleotide messenger RNA. Its product is annotated as histone H4-like. Gene Ontology annotation, molecular function: protein heterodimerization activity; structural constituent of chromatin; DNA binding. The record is from RefSeq and is a predicted model, not a curated record. NCBI's taxonomy places the organism in Eukaryota, Viridiplantae, Streptophyta, Magnoliopsida, Arecales, Arecaceae. Gene Ontology annotation, cellular component: nucleosome.
CCGUAGCUCAAGUGAGAUCAUCGAGUUCCCCUUCCCUCAAAAUUAGGGUUCAAAUCCUCGAAAUCUAUCUGUUUUUCUUUUGUAUAUUGCUUACGAUUGCUUGAAUUCAAACAGGAAAAUUUACGCGAGAUACGAUGUCGGGCCGUGGGAAGGGAGGGAAGGGGUUGGGGAAGGGCGGCGCGAAGCGGCACCGGAAGGUCCUCCGGGAUAACAUCCAGGGGAUCACGAAGCCGGCGAUCCGGCGUUUGGCGAGGAGAGGUGGGGUGAAGCGGAUCAGUGGCUUGAUCUACGAGGAGACAAGGGGGGUUCUCAAGGUCUUCUUGGAGAAUGUGAUCCGGGACGCCGUCACCUACACCGAGCACGCCCGUCGGAAGACCGUCACCGCCAUGGACGUUGUCUACGCCCUCAAGAGGCAGGGCCGGACUCUCUAUGGAUUCGGUGGUUAGGACUUCUACUCUAUGAAAAGUCUUGCUGUCAAGAAAAUGACCAAAAAUAGAGAAAUUGAUGAAAAGAAAAGUUGGGAACUUUGGUAGGGUGUCUGUUGUAGGUGUCAUCUGUCGAUGUUGUCCUCUUUUUUAUUCUGUGUUGUUCUUGUCAUGUUUACUGGAAGGAACUCCUUUUGUAAAUGUUAAUGUACUUUUUAAUCCAUGAAUGCAGUGCCCCAUUGUUCUCUCAAUUA